Penaeus monodon (black tiger shrimp) is the source of this 1551-nucleotide messenger RNA. Its product is annotated as 3-hydroxy-3-methylglutaryl-coenzyme A reductase-like. Gene Ontology annotation, molecular function: protein binding; hydroxymethylglutaryl-CoA reductase (NADPH) activity. NCBI's taxonomy places the organism in Eukaryota, Metazoa, Arthropoda, Malacostraca, Decapoda, Penaeidae. Gene Ontology annotation, biological process: isoprenoid biosynthetic process; sterol biosynthetic process; coenzyme A metabolic process. Gene Ontology annotation, cellular component: endoplasmic reticulum membrane; peroxisomal membrane. The record is from RefSeq and is a predicted model, not a curated record.
UUGCUGAAUGCUGGGCUAGACCACAUUGUUUUCAUGGUGAUGCUGGUAGCACUAAUCAUCAAGUACGUCCUGUUUGAGUCACAAGGCCAGCUUGAAGAGAGUCUUAUUCAUGACAGUCUUAUUACGCCUCAAGACACUUUGGACAACUCAAGGAUAAAUAAUAAAGGGGGCUUAAACACGUCAGGAAUACUCCGCCAGCGCACCAGGAGCAGGACAACUAGUUGCAACUCACAGUGGGAAGAGAUCCCACCAAAGAAAACAGACUGUGGUUCUCAGACGGACAAGGAAGCAAUGAUCCUUAGGGGAUAUUGUCUUGAAAAGGAGGAUGAGAAACCCCCAAGAAGCAUCGAUGAAUGUCUUCUGAUCAUGAACUCUGAAGCAGGUGUGAGGUCCCUGACCGAUCAAGAGAUAGUGCAAAUGGUGGAGAAGAAGCAUGUGCCAGGAUACAAGUUGGAGACAGUGCUAGGAGACCCACUAAGGGCAGUGGCCAUUCGCAGGAGUGUCGUUGCACCGCACACUGCAUCCCAGAAUUCCUUGGAGACUUUACCCUUUGAUCACUACGAUUAUACAAAGGUAAUGGGAGUGUGCUGUGAAAAUGUCAUAGGGUACGUGCCAGUACCAGUUGGUGUCGCAGGGCCACUCUUGGUCAAUGGGAAAAAGUACAUGAUACCCAUGGCAACAACUGAAGGCUGCUUAGUAGCCUCGACAAACCGUGGAUGUCGAGCACUUGUUGGUGGUGUCAAAAGUGAAGUGAUCCGUGAUGGCAUGACUCGAGCUCCAAGUGUAAGGAUGCCAGCUGCCCAAGCUACGCAAGUGUACAAGUGGAUUCGGAAGAAGGAGAACUUUGCCAUCAUCAAAGAGGGAUUCGAUUCUACAAGCCGGUUUGCUCGUCUUCAAGAUUUGCACGUUGGUUUGGCAGGAAGGUUGCUCUACAUGCGCUUUGUGGCCCAGACUGGUGAUGCUAUGGGGAUGAACAUGGUCUCAAAGGGUACAGAAGCAGGACUAAAAGCCUUGAAGAACCAUUUUCCAGAGCUUGAAGUUUUGAGUGUCAGUGGCAACUAUUGUGUGGACAAGAAACCAUCUGCAAUAAACUGGAUUGAGGGUCGUGGGAAGUCUGUAGUUUGUGAAGCUGUUGUUCCUGGCAAAGUGGUAACGUCAGUCUUGAAAACCACUGUCGCUGCUCUCGUGGAGGCUAACGGACGAAGAAUUUGAUUGGUCCUCUUAGCUGGUUCCAUUGGAGGCAACAAUGCCCAUGCUGCAAAUAUUGUGGCUGCUGUGUACAUUGCUUGUGGACAGGAUCCGGCCCAGGUCGUGGGUAGCAGCAAUUGCAUGACACUGAUGGAGUCUUGGGGCGAGUACAAUGAGGACCUCCACAUCACGGUCACGAUGCCCUCACUAGAGGUGGGAACGGUCGGAGGUGGAACGGGACUUCACCCACAGUCUGCCUGCCUGAACAUGCUGGGGGUCAAAGGUCAGUCCGUGGGUAAGGAUCAGUUUUAGGAUCAAUUCAUAUUGCCUGCAAACUGAUGUCCUUUCCUUUGGUUGGUUUAU